Aaosphaeria arxii CBS 175.79 is the source of this 621-nucleotide messenger RNA. RefSeq lists its product as uncharacterized. Lineage: Eukaryota; Fungi; Ascomycota; Dothideomycetes; Pleosporales. The record is from RefSeq and is a predicted model, not a curated record. The transcript has 2 exons. Bases 1 to 621 code for a protein of 206 amino acids.
AUGCGGUUUCCCAUUGCUUUGCUCUUACUUGGCUCUGCUUCGAUUGUCGUAGGCCAGAGCGACUCAGCUCCACAACCGAAACUGGAAGACAUUGCCUACUGGGGCAGUGCAUGUCCUGAUGGGGGGUUAAGCAUGGUUGUUGGGCCAGUGAACCCAACAACAAAUAGUGCUUUGCUCACUUUCACUCUCUCCAACUUUCUACCAACGCUAGAGGGCCCAUUUGGAUCUUCGCUCAGAAUGUGCAACAUUGUAAGCCACGUCACUGUUGAAAAAGGCUGGAAGAUGAAGAUCAAUUCGCGAGGUACUACCGCGCAAGGAAACGCGGUCCUACCGGGCAAUGCGACUAUGUUCUUUCGAAGCACAUACUUCUUUGCCGAAAUAGCAGAGACACAGAGCAUCGGAAUGCUCGAUGUUCCGGGGCCACUCUCUGGGCCCUUCGCGAAACUCCUCACACCAUCAGACGGCGAUGCAGGCAUAGUGGCACCCUGCACUGGCAGUGAACUAGACAUAGAGUUUCAAGCGCGAGCGGUCAAAGAUGAGACGUUGAAGGCACUGCGUAGGAGAGCUUCUAAUGAGACGACUUGGACUCUCAGCACAGAUGUGGAGAUUUUACGGUGCUGA